Messenger RNA from Trichoplusia ni (cabbage looper), 6336 nucleotides. It is a transcript of the gene MSL1, whose product is annotated as protein male-specific lethal-1-like. The transcript has 11 exons. The record is from RefSeq and is a predicted model, not a curated record. Bases 542 to 3325 code for a protein of 927 amino acids. Lineage: Eukaryota; Metazoa; Arthropoda; Insecta; Lepidoptera; Noctuidae. Gene Ontology annotation, cellular component: MSL complex.
UAAAGUGUGCGAGAAUAUCAUAUCGAAUCCAAACUGACGCCCUCUGGCAUAGCGUCAACUCUAUAGCGCUCUACAGAAAAAAAGGCAAAUGUCUACGGUUGACGCCUUGACGCUAGUUGAUGAUUUUUUUCAAUUUUUAAUCAAUUUACUCGAAAACUUCGUCAUAUAUUCGUGGUUUAAACAGUCUAAUAAUAGUUAUAUUUAAAUAUAUUUACAAAUGAUUUCAAUCCGAGCAUUUUUGGCGCUUAACAACCGUGGUAGGAUUACAUGCAUAUAUAUAAUGCGCGUUUUAUCAUAUUGCAUGUGCGUGAAAGAAAUGUCAGUGUAGUAAAAUGGUAAAAUACGCAAAUUUAUCUCCGCUUUAAAAUGUGAUGCUAUUGAACAAGUGUGGAUAAUAAUUAUUUGUAUUGUGUUUGUGUGUGUGACAAAACAGAAGAUCAAUUCAGUUGUAAUGAAACGAACAAAAGUGUAGUGUCGGUUAGUUAGUAUUUGACAGCCGGCAGGCUCGUCGUAAGUGACUUACAAUUGGCUCCUUAUAAAGAUGAACAGUCGCAGUAGUGUAAAUGAAUCGAAUUUGGUGAAUCUCUCUGGGGAUCUGUCGACAUUAAAUCAAUUGGAUACAAAGGAAUCCCUGGCAUUAAGUUUUCCGUUCGACCAUUUAUACGCAUGUCAUUCCGAGAGUUCAGAUCGACAAGAGGCAAUUCUAGACAAGGAAGUCGAAAUCCCUCUACUAACUGAUGAUAAGGAACUAGUAGCCACUGGGGACCAGUCUUUUGAGGUUAGCAAACUCUCAGAGAGACUUACCCAAGCUGAAAAACAAAAUAAGAGGCUAAAAAGUUUGCUGCUAUAUCAUUUGGAUUUAAUACAACAACAAAACGAACUAAUUACUAACAAGGAUAAAGUUAAUUCAGCAUUGAGACUGGAAAAUGAUUCUCUCAAAUCCAAAGUGAAUCGUAUGGAUAGAAGAAUAACUGUGGGACAGAGACACAGUAUAAGUCCUCUACCUCUUGCGCAUGUGCCACCUUCAAAUGUUAAUCAAACCGUCAAGCUCGAACCCAGUAGUACAGAUUCACAGAUGUGCAAUACUCUAUCAGAGUUUUUGAUACCAGAUAGUAGAACAAAUAGGCCUAGUAGAACAAAUCCUUAUGUUUUCAAUAAUGAAAUUCCAAAAAUCAAACCUUAUGUGUCGGACAGUUUGGAAUUAAAUAGAAUUCCAGAAACAGACGUAGUUAACUACUUACCAGGGGACAUUGGAGGAGGUACAAUUUUGGAUCCAAAUAAUCUGCAAAGAGACAACUUCGGCACAAUGAUUGAGAAUAAGCGGUCAUUUGUUCAGAAGGAAAUCAAGACAGAAUCACGACCUGAACCGCUGUACACCGUCACCUCAAACAGGUUUGGCAACACGGUGAUACAGAAGAUUCAGAGAAGUCGAAGAAGAACUUCAGGUGGUUUAGGCAGUUUGAGCCGGCUUCCGAAAGCGCCGCCUGUUAAACCUGAGCCUGCGGAAAAUGCUAACGUGUUUGAAGAUGACAAAUCGUUUGAACGUUCGUUCAGUGUAAACAAAAAGUCUAAAAUGAUAAAUACGUAUGGUAAAUCAAAGACCUCUACUGUUCCAAAGAAAACGCCACAUUUUACUGGGUCUUUGUCUGAUCGGCUGCAGCUUAUCGAUACCACACCUACUGGGGAAGACCCCUACCAAUUGGGCGAAGCUGAUAUGAGAGAGCAAUCGCCUAUCCCAAAACUAAUGCUUCAAAAAACGAAUCACGGUAGAAUGAAAAUAUGCUCAGAUACGCCAGGAGAAAGUACGAGGCGUACGAUAUACGACGCACCAGCAACUGAAACAAGUACCAAAAUGCCAAAUAAAAUAAGAUUAGAGAAAAGAUACAAUUUGCCAAAUAUAAUUCCGUAUACGGUGACGCAAACGUCUACGCAUACGACUACACAUUCGAUAACGAAGACACAUGCAAGUACGCUUACGACUACGCAUACAUCCACGCAUACAACAAUACUUUCAAGCCCGCAUACAGUUACGCGUACGUCUACGCACACGUCGUCGUACAAGUCACUUCACAAGAACCUCCAAGCGCCGUCACACAAAGCCUCGCACUCAGCUAUGCAUAAAGGCUCGCACUCGGCCCAGCACAAGGCUUCGCAUUCGCCACUGAAUAAGUUCCAGCAACCAGUUCCGCUGACGAACACGUUUGCUGCCCCUGCCGCGUACACACCCACGACUACGGCCACUCAUACUGCACCCGAAAGUAUAACAAACGAAGAGACGUCGCCGCUAUCACCGAUUAAAACACCUUUGCAGCAGACUAAUUUGGAACAAGACAUAAAUUGGCGAAUAAUGUCUGCAUCUCUAGGAAAUCAACCCAGCAUGUGUGAUUUCUCGUACGGCGAGAACUCGAACUUGACAACACCUGUAGCAAAUCUGGACUUGAGCGAGUUCCGAAAGUUAUUCGAAGUGGAUCCAACGGUUACUUCUACUAUAACUCUAAAUAACAUGAAUACUCUAUCUUAUGAACAAGGCAGUGACACGACCACCGGUGAUAAGACUAAAAAGAGAGGAGCACGAACAACGAGUUUGAUGUCGCCUUCUAGCAUGGAGUUUCAGGACCCAACUGGUGAGGUUAAAAGGGGGAUGGACAGCAAACGUGGAAGGAAACGAGCUCUGUCCACUGCUGGCCUUACAAAGAAUGCCAAACAAAAUUUUCCUAAACCAGUCGGGCCCAAGCCCAGGACCGCGAAGGGUAAAGCUGCGUGUCGCGGCAAGAACCCUCCAGUCCCGGGAAUGAUGACGAGGAAGCUGUAUCACACGCAGGUGGGAGACCCGGACGUCUCCUGGUACCUCGGCCUGGACCCCGACGUUAAAAUUGACGACAUCGAUGCUACGGAAGAGAGCAAAGCUUCUACCGUAGAGGUACCGAGGUGGCGUGAAAAGCCAUACACUAGCAGUUACACUAUGGAGGGGACAGAAAACUUGGAUGAUAAAGUUUUCGAGAAGCGACAUCAAAAAUUGGAAGCUGAGGAACGAAGGCAAUUGAGGUGGCAUAUGCGGAGGAUCCGGGAACAGCGCCAUGUGGAGCGACUUCGCUUGAGACAGAGGGAUCCCUGGUACAGUGGGCCAAUUCCCUAUCAGCCCUCGAUGUACACAAUCUGGCCGCAGCCGCAGCGGGAUGUCCGUAUGAUCGAGAUUACGGAUACGAUCCCAGUGAUGGCCUUUGGGGAGAAUAUCCCGGAUUUACCGAGAGCGGACUUUAUGCUGCCUUGGGUGAGGACCUCGAAGGCCUUGAAGAGAUCUAAAAGAUCGAAAACGUUGCACUAGCGUUUAUAGCCCGCCUGACAAUUUGGCGGCAAAAACGCAAAUUGGUAUUUAUAAUGAUUGCUGAGCACUACAGUUCUACGAAUUGUAUAAAACAUCAAACACUCCAAAUGCGACUAGUAAACAAGAAAAUUGGACUAUUUUAGUGAUGCUAAGUAUAUUCUUUAAGUAAUUACUGCAAGCCGCAGUGUAAUUGUAGUUGCAUACAUCUGUUAAAGACUUUAUUUGUUGUUUUAGUCACAAUGUUGUAGUUAGGCGAGCCUGGAGAGACUUGUCGAGAUUUACAUAGUGGUUCUAAGUUGCGACUGUGUACUAACAUGAUUGUAUCUGUGUACCACGUGCUGUGCCGAUAUGAACUAUAUAGUAAUUGAGUGCUACGGUUUGAACGCACUGCAGUCUGACGAUAAAUUCAAAUAGUUGAUGGUUGCCGUAGUAUUUCGUCUGUCAUGAUUUCUAGGACCAUGACUUGGGUAUGUUAACUUGCGUUCAAUAUAAGCUGCUGAAGAAAACAUUCAAAGUUUAGGUCUUUUCUUGGCUACCACUAUUUAUCUCGACUAAGAGACAUUGCCAAUAAUGAUCUUUGUAUAGUUUAUUGCCCCUGCCAAGAGGCGAGGGAAGGUUGGGCAUUUUAGGCAACGCUAUGGUGUGCAAGCUCUCUAAAUCUCUCGGUUGCAAUAGUAAUACACAACUUUUGUAAAUAUUGGAAGAAUCACGGUUUGGCAAGUUUUAUUCAAAAAUUUUAAACAUAUUCGAAGGAUAAGUUCAGAACUUAAGUCGGUAUCAGGUGAAGCAUUUCUCCACUAAUAUGUAUUCUAAAAUUAUUUAUAUUCAAGUAUGAAUAUACUAUACUUUUUUACUCUUCUCUACUAAACUGUAACAUCAAGUUAUAGCCCUUAAAAUAUAAUAUUGCACCAAAAAUAUCGCGAUCCUCGUUAGGUUAUCCAUACAAAGCAAGCAUUUAAUUUCAACUUCGACCCUAUUUCCCCUUGACCACUUAAAUAUUUGUAAGUACUCAACGGAUUUUAAUGCGGUUUUAUUUAAUAGAUAAAACGUUUUAAGUAUAAUCUAUGUAUAUUUUCGUACAGGAACAUAGUCAAUUUUAGCGAUUUCAAAUGUAUUUACUAUUUUUUUUCGCUUUCAUUGCAAACACUGGCUUAACCGCAAGAGAUACUUCAAAAUAAUGUUCUGCAAUGUUGUACACCAUAAAGAGAUCUACAAAAAAGUCUCAGACAGCAUAUGUCUAUCUUUUAAGUUUGACUCACCAUAACCAUUUUUUGGCUAAUAAUUUUAUUCCAAAACUUCUUUUCAAAGCUGUUUUUUUGUUGAGAUAUAUAAUCCACAUCAAAAUAAAUACAACAAAUAUUAAAUUUUUCAAAUUUCAAACGUUUAUUCCAAAGUAUUUUCAUUACGAUGCAGCGACAAUGGUAUGAAUCCUUAUCAAAAUAAAGAACGUUAAAGAAAUUCUGUGGUGUAUAUUAGCACUGCUCGACGCGAAGCCGGGGCGGGUCGCUAGUUCAAGAUAUGUUCGUAAAAGCAAUAACAUUCUUAAUGCAAAAUUAAUUGUUCCAAUUUACCAUUUUAUUUUGUAAUAGUGUAUCCGCGUGAUUUCAGAUUUAUAAAAUCGAACCUCACAAGGAUUGAAUUCAGUUUACAAAAUUAAUCUAUAUAAUAAUGAAUAAUCGUAAAUUAAUCAUAAAUUAAUAUUUAAUGAUGUAUUGAAAUAGUUUAGGUGAAUAGUUAUGAAAUUAAUGAAUAAUUGCGAAAUUACAACAGUUGAUCUAUAUCUAUUAAAAUUUAAUGUUUUGAAUUGCUAUAAUUAUGUCCAUGUAUUUACUGGAAUAAAAUGAUACGUUUGGAUAAAUUCACGCGCAUUGUUAUAUACUAAAUAUGAUUUGUGUUUAAAACUUGCACGUAUAACGCAAGUUUAUUAUUAUAUUUGAUAAUCUUUUGCAUGUGGAGACACGGUCCCAAAUGAAACUAUCAUGAAGUAUUUAUAUUAUGUAUGUAUUUAAAAUUUAAUAUGAACUAUUUUACAUAAACACAAAUUGAUUGAGAAUUUUGAGCAUUGUAUAAAGUUGAACAAAAGCUUUUGAUUAAUUUAUACAUUUAUUGCAAUGCUUUUAUUGUUAGGUGGGUACCUAGCUGGUUGUUUUCAUUAUCAAGUCACAAUAUUUACUAGAUACAAAUGAUUUUCUUUUCGUACCAACGUGCGAUAAAAUUUGCACGUGAAUUCGUUCGUAUAGAUUAUGUAAUCAGUAAAGCGAUAUUCAGCAUAUUCGUGUCUAGGUUAUAAUCUAGGGGAGUAAUGUACUUUUUUGGUGUGUAGAUAAAGUUUUAGCCUAAAGACACGCGGGGUAAGGUAAUCUGUGAUUAUAGAAGACUGGGCAAGAAAUUAUAAUGGGACGCAGUACUUGAUGAUGGGAAAUCGCUUUGCAGACGGAAGCACGUCUUAUGUCACCUGUACAUAAUUCUUAAUUAACCUGUACUGUAUCUGUGCUAUCCGAAUUAGAUAUAUCUUAGUCAUACUUAAAAAAAAAAUGUUUCUCUUUCCAAGGUAAUUGAUGCUAAAGUUGCCAUUUGCAUAAAUUACCUACCUAUUAUCUGUCUAGACGUAGACUAUUUAAACUUUAUUGUGUAAUCGCUCUGUAAAUAAAAUACAGUGAUCAAAUAUUAGUCAUUGCAGUACAGGUUGUAUGUAUAUAGCCUCAUAUUCCGUUAUGUAUAGGUAGAUACGUAGCUGAUUCGAUUAUUGGAUACUAUUCAUGUAUUUACCCAGUAGAUUCAAAAUCUUAAUUGGUAUUACCGAUUGCAUUUUCCGUAAGCACAAUGCAUACGGUUUCGUUCACCGAUGUGUAUUAGUAGAGUGUAAAUACAAAAACAUUCCCGUACCUUAGGCCCGAUUUUUCGAUCGUCAUAUAUCAAAUAAAUCUUCGGAUAUAUACAUUUUGAACGUAUAAAAAUAGGAUAAUUAUCAUUAAUAAAUCUUUAUUCGUAGCAUGUGUAAAAAUGUAAAU